AUUCACUGAGACUGAGCUAUGGUACUGAGCUAUCACCCCGAGUGAGGAUAGCGGCGGAAGGAUCCGCUCUGUGAGGAGGCCUUGAGCGGAUGCUGCUCUCCCAUUGGUCGCUGCGGACCCAGAGCUGAGGAGGAAGAGGAGGAGGAGGAAGAGCGGGCUGCUGUGUACUCCUGAAGACUUGUUUAUUUUCCUAGGAAGCUCCACCAGCAGCAGGUGCUUAGUGAAGAUGGAGAGUGUUGGGCCUGCUGUCCAGCCGUUGGGUGCAGAGAGUGAUGACACCAAAGAGAACAUGGAUGCAGCAUAUACGGGGACACCUAUAUCAGACUGUUCACAACAACAUGGAGGUGCUCACCCCCCCACUCCCCAUCAAGAACAGGAGGAUCUAGCAUUACAUAGUGGGGAUCAGCAAAUGGUAGACAGUGAAGAACCGAGGCAAGAGGAAGAGCAGUCAAGAGGUCGACGUGGUGGCUGGACCAAAGGGCGCAAGAGGAAAAGGAGUCCUCGGGACAACAAUGCCCCAAAAGCACCUCUGACUGGAUAUGUGCGUUUUAUGAAUGAAAGGCGGGAGCAACUGAGGGCGGAAAGACCAGAUGUGCCAUUCCCUGAGAUCACCAGAAUCGUAGGCAGUGAGUGGAGCAAGUUGCCCGCCCAUGAGAAGCAGCAUUACCUGGAUGAAGCAGAAAGAGACAAGGAGCGGUAUACAAAGGAACUCCAGCAGUACCAGAAAACCGAGGCGUUCCGUUCAUACAGCUGCAAGUCACAGAGUCACCAGAAGGGAAGGCAGCAAAGACAGGGAGCUCGUACAAUCUCCAGUGGCCCAGAGAAAGAAUCUGUUCUGAAAGAGAGACCAAUCUUCGACAUACCAAUCUUUACGGAGGAGUUCUUGAAUCACAGCAAAGCACGUGAGGCAGAAUUAAGACAGUUGCGGAAGACCAAUAUGGAGUUUGAAGAACGUAACGCUGCUCUCCAGAAACACGUGGAGAGCAUGAGAUCUGCAGUGCAGAGAUUGGAGGCCGAACUUAACCAAGAACAGGGGCGGAAUUCUUUGUUGCAGCAGCACCUACAGAGUGUUCGCCAGGCACUGACGCACUGUCUGCGGGCUGUACCAAUUCCAGGUACUUCGGAAACACCAACGCUGGAUACCAUUGACACCUACAUGAGUCGCUUACAAAACGCCAUGCUCACACACCCAAAAGAAAGCGAGGUUCUUAUUGCUGGCGUCCGAGAAGCUCUAAGCCAGCUGGAAGGGUGAGGGACACCUCAUGUAUCCCAUGACCAUGUGGGCCUUCUAAACUUUUUCUAAAAUACUUUGAUUGGACUUUUCAUCACUUUAGAACUACCCAGUUUAUCAGUGGUUUAGGGACCACAUUGUACAAAAUGGACAACUCCCUGUUCUUUCUUCCCUUCGUUGUGUCUUGGUGCAUCCUCCAUACAGCAAUGCAUGUACGAUAAUAUGUCAAUAAAUGUGUUCUGUUUACUGUGUAA
This is a messenger RNA of Pelobates fuscus (common spadefoot toad), 1485 nucleotides long. RefSeq names its product high mobility group 20A (gene HMG20A). Gene Ontology annotation, cellular component: nucleus. Lineage: Eukaryota; Metazoa; Chordata; Amphibia; Anura; Pelobatidae. The transcript has 10 exons. Bases 227 to 1252 code for a protein of 341 amino acids. Gene Ontology annotation, biological process: regulation of gene expression. The record is from RefSeq and is a predicted model, not a curated record.